Molecule: messenger RNA, 829 nt
Organism: Triticum aestivum (bread wheat)
Lineage: Eukaryota; Viridiplantae; Streptophyta; Magnoliopsida; Poales; Poaceae
Product: small polypeptide ROTUNDIFOLIA LIKE 2-like
Exons: 1
Coding region: 83-202 (39 amino acids)
Biological process (GO): negative regulation of cell population proliferation
Source: RefSeq, a predicted model, not a curated record
UUAAGCUUUUGUGUAAAAGGAACACCACACAAACCUUAGACAAAGCCCCUUUUUUGGUACAUCAACUACCAAGUAUUGAGCCAUGAAGGUUGGGAGCCAGAUGAAGCAGAUGGGGAAGCUGAACAAGGCGCUCAAGGAGAAGAGGGCCAAGCUCUACAUCAUCCACCGCUGCGUCGUCAUGCUCCUCCGCUGGAGUGAUUGAUCCAUCCGUCGAUCUGUUCGCCGCAGAUCGAUCGGUGAUCAAUCGUUUGUUUCAGCCGAUCAGUCCCUUCUGUUUUGGAUCUUUUUUUGCCCUGCCGAUGAUGCAUUCGGCAGGGUUGCAGAUUCCAGCGGCAUGGCCGAUAUGUAGUGCAUGCAUGGAUGUUAUUCAUUCAUGAUGCAUGCAUUGCGCUGCCUAUGUUCGCAUUUUAGGAGGGAUUGAUCGGUUGAUGGGUUGAGAUUUUCAUUUCCAUUUGUUUUUUCACUUGCUUCUCUGGAGGCAGGGGUGUGAGGAGAGGACGCCGGACCACUCAGCUACAAAGGUUGAUGUGCUUCCUUUCUCUUCCACAAAUGGAAAAGGUUGAUAUAGAUACCAGUUCAUUUCGUUGCUGGGACUCCAGUUCAAUUGGCUACAAAUGCUGGCGAUGCUGAUCACACGCAUGAUUCUGAAGAAGAUCGAAGAUAAGAAGAAGAUUAAAUAAGACGCUGAUCUCAUGGAUUAUUCUGCUGGGAUGUUGCUUUUCGUUCUGAUCCUUGUAUUGUAAUGUUGCUGUCCAGGACAUGGUUUCUGUUCUUGUGGUUGUAGUGUAGCUGGUUUACCCCAGCAUGAAGAUUUUAUCUUUCGGUUAAA